AAAAAAGUUUCGACGCAGCGCGCGCUUGGCCCGUGAACUGUCGAGGCGAGUCGACGUACUUUUGGGCUGUGGUGUGCAAAUUCGUGCAACAUGGCCUUUCAGAAUGUCAAGCUGUGCUUGCUGGGGGAUGCUGGGUGCGGCAAGUCAUCCCUGGCCCAGCUUUACGUUUAUGGAAGCUGCCCGCCUCGUCUCGAGCCCACGAUUGGCGCAUCCUUUCUCACCAAAAUGAUAACGUUGGACAACCGCGAGCUGAAACUUUCCAUUUGGGACACAGCUGGACAGGAAAAGUAUCGUGGCCUGGCCCCCAUGUAUUAUCGUGAUGCGGAGGCGGCCGUCAUCGUCUACGAUAUUACCAAGGCCUCAACCUUUCAAAAUGUGCGCUCCUGGGUCAGCGAGCUGACUGCCAUCAACCCGGGACAGCGCCUAGCUCUAGCCAUUGCCGGCAACAAAGCAGACCUGGACGAGCAGCGCCAGGUCGCCUACCAAGAUGCCAGCAAAUAUGCCGAGUCGGUUGGCGCCAUCUUCUUCGAGACGAGUGCGAUUCAAGGCAUCAACGUUCACGAACUCUUCGACCAGCUGGCCGUCGUUUGGAACGAGGCGCUUGCCUGUGGAUCGGCUUGCUGGGCGCAGUAG
This is a messenger RNA of Monosiga brevicollis MX1, 633 nucleotides long. RefSeq lists its product as uncharacterized. The record is from RefSeq and is a predicted model, not a curated record. Bases 91 to 633 code for a protein of 180 amino acids. Lineage: Eukaryota; Choanoflagellata; Craspedida; Salpingoecidae. The transcript is spliced from 6 exons. Gene Ontology annotation, molecular function: GTPase activity; GTP binding.